AUGGCCCGGCUGCUCCACUCAGUGCUCGUCUCCCCAGGAGGAGAACCAAUCCCUCAUCCUCCGAUGGAUGCCUCAGAGGCAGGUCGUGCCCCUGUGCCAAGCACCAGACGUCGGAAACGCACCACAUUCAGCCGUGGGCAGCUGCUGGAGCUAGAGAGGGUGUUUGCGGCUCGUCCUUACCCAGACAUCGGCACCCGAGAGCGGUUGGCAAGGCUCACCCGUCUUCCUGAGGCCAAAAUCCAGGUUUGGUUUCAGAACCGCCGGGCCCGAAGAAUCAAGAGCAGGAAGCCAGAAGGGCUGGGCUCCUGGAACAAGGAUCCUCAGGGAACUCUCCCUCCUACCAAUAACCCUCUUCAUCCCCAGGAACCUGAGAGCUGGGGACAUGCCUCACCACAUGACAAUGACCCCAACUCAGGCUGGCUGUCCUUCUGCCCAGCUCCUGGUUUGGCCCCGGGGCACAGUGGGGGAAGGGUUAAGGUAUUGGGUCCUGGGGGAGUAGGUCCAGCUGGGGGGAUGUCGAAGCCUCCCGGGCCACUUCACCGAUGGGAACGUGGGCCCACCCAGACCUCUUUGGGCAGCCUUUCCGAUCUCAUCUAUAAUGCAGCCAUUGUCACCAACCUGGAGGACGAUUAA
Molecule: messenger RNA, 633 nt
Organism: Gracilinanus agilis (Agile Gracile Mouse Opossum)
Lineage: Eukaryota; Metazoa; Chordata; Mammalia; Didelphimorphia; Didelphidae
Gene: SEBOX
Product: SEBOX homeobox
Exons: 3
Coding region: 1-633 (210 amino acids)
Molecular function (GO): DNA binding
Source: RefSeq, a predicted model, not a curated record